CUGGGAAGCGGGCCGUGUGCACCUGCGUAGUAGCGUGGAGGCGCCGUUUGAGCGGAGGCGCGCGGCGAGUGUCGGAGUUUGAAGCGGGAUGUGGCGGGGCCGGGCUGGGACGCUGCCAGCGGCCAUCGGGGCGCUGUGCCGGGCGCUGCCGCCGGUGAGCCGGCCCGCCCCGGAGACCUUCCGCCUCGCCAAGUUCGACCGGCCCGAGGCGAGUUUGCAGAUUUGGAGGCUGCUGUAUUCUCUUCUAAAGCAAAUCCAUGACGGAGGAUGGACUGAGCCUGAUACCAUAGGCACCCAAAUUAGGUUUGUAAAGUCAGUGUUACGGUACCAUGGCUAUGGCAGGCCAGAAUUCUAUCAGCUCCCUUCCGAUGGCUCACAGGGUAGCAGAGAGUUGCUGCUGGCAUUUUCCUGGCUCCUAAACAGAAUCAGCCUGCUGGAGCGGCUACUGACUGUGAAUAGAGUGAAAAUUGGGGAUGAAGCCUCUGUGUGCACAUGUGAAGAUAAUCUCUCUAACAGCUGGAAGGACAGGACCGAAAUAGCACUCGAACCUUGUUUGAAAAGAGAAGUAGAUGUGAGAUAUCUCCAGUGGUUAACUGGCAGGCUGCGGUUCCAGUGGCGGAGUUUGCACGUUGACCAUCAGGAGCAAUGUAAACUCUUGCAUAAGAUUCAUUCUUACACUAGUGGCUGUCAUAUGGAUCAGACCAUUGGUCAUUUCUCUGUCACAGAAACCGAUCUCAUUAGACAACCAGAUAGCUACAAACAGUUGUUGCAGUCACUGGAGUCUGAAACCUCUCGAUUAGAAGCCUUUCUGGAAUGGAAACGACUGGAACCAGUUUAUUGGCACUGGAUGGAAACUGUAUUAGAUACCCUUGAUGAAGAUGCAAAUACAUUCAAGUCAGAAGAUGUUUGUAAAGAGAAAAACACUUUGCCAAAUGCUAACUUGUGUUGCCACAGUGCUAGCAAUAUUAUUGGAGAAAUUGACAAAUUGACCAAAGAUCUAGUGACUCUACAUGAUGGACUGCAUGAGCUAGUAAAUUGCAAGAAGUCAGCAUGGUAUGAAAAGGUCAAAUCAAGAGAAAGAACACUUCCAGAUGAAAGGGAGUUUUGUGCUGCUGUCAGGACAAUAACAGAAGCUGUCAAGCUAAAACUAUCAGGUCUUAAAUACCAUUGUUCCCAUAAAAAAAAUGGAAUGCAUGGUCUGUACAGGCUGGUAUUUAAAGACAAGUGUUCUGCUAGCAAAACAGGUUUCCUCAGUUCGGUAUCGAAGGAGCCCAUUACAAAUGUUAACGCCACAGAGGUGAUCAGUGAACUGCAAAUGGAAGAGGGCACUCUGAAGAGGGAGCUGAAGCAACUGCAGGAAGAGUGCAGACACAAGCUAGAUGAGAUUGCAGAAGGGCUAGUUGGAGUGAUUUGUAUCCCACCUAUGAAGAGGUAAGUUCUCAUCAAGAAAGGACAAGGGAAUAGAGCUGUUUGAUCAGAAGACAUAUUAUAAACCGUGCCCUGAGAGUGGGUGAAAUGAAGAUCUGAAUGUGGUGCUAAUUCUCAGCCUUGAAAACACAGUUUGUCACUUCUUUAUAAUAUGCAUUGGGGCCAGAACAUUGCAUCCUUAAUGGUUCUGUCUGCUGCCCCUUAUUACUUACCUUACCAAUUAAAUUCUGCAGCAGGUGUUGGGGGGUGGGGUGUUUUUAAAUCUCUCCUUUAUCUAGAUUUCUGAUGCUUCUGCCAGGCACAGGCUCACUUUCAGAACUCUCUGUUUCUUGACACACAGUAUUUGCCAGGUCUGCAGACUGAAAUACUAAUUACAUUCAGCAUUUAUCAGCAAGUGAGAGUAUUUAUGACUAAUAAAAAAACAGGAACUGAGCAGAGAUGAGUGUGGCCUUCGAUGCUGAAAGGUAUUGCAAAGCACCAAGAAUGAAAUGUGCAGGAAAGGCUGCUGUUUAGUUCAGCUAAUUCCAUAUUGUGUGGCAAGGCACAGAAUACAUACAAUUAUCACAAAACAGAUACAAAAUGCUUAGUAGCAAAUAAAAGUGACAUCUUCUAUAUUCACAGGCAUAAUGCACUUCAAAUGAUCAGAUUCUCUAGGGAAACACCCAUUUUUAUUAAACUAUGUAUUCAGUUAUGAAGCACAGUAAUAUAAUUUAUAUAUUCACUAGAGAAUGCUUCUGUAAAAUAGAAAUAAGGCCUUAAAUUCCAGGCUUUAAGAAACCCCAUGGUCUACCUUUGGAGACUUCCCUCCAGAAUGUAAAGCCUUUCAUUUGACAAUAGCUUUUCAUCUCUUUCUGCUUGCUUUCAGUAAGAAACUGCUUUUAUUCUUGUGAUUUUCCUUCAGAAAUAAAAACACAAUUUGCUUUUGAUUUGUGAAUUGCAAUGAGCAGCAGCAUUACCUUGGUUUGGAUUUCUGUCCAUUACUCCCAGCUCUUCUGUUUAGGUGAUUAACAGUUGCCUGUGACUCAAGAACCAAAAAUAAAAGUGCAUUUAAGGACA
Chrysemys picta bellii (western painted turtle) is the source of this 2484-nucleotide messenger RNA. It is a transcript of the gene TEDC1, whose product is annotated as tubulin epsilon and delta complex 1. The record is from RefSeq and is a predicted model, not a curated record. Lineage: Eukaryota; Metazoa; Chordata; Testudines; Emydidae.